CACGAGCAGCGUGCACCACGUGUGCUAACUUUAUAUAUAGCUAGCUAGCUGUUUUCUCGCUCUAGGCUCUAGUUUUCCAGGCGACGAGCUAGCGAUGGACCGUCCUCCAGAUCUAGAGAGACUGCUUCAAGGAGACGAGCUCCUGAGAAGUCACGAGAGCGACAUUCUGCAGCGCUGGCGUCGCUAUAGUGACUGGGAGAAGAGGAUAGCUGAUAGCGAAGGCGGACUGUCCGAGUUCGCGCUCGGCUAUAGAGACUGGGGUAUCGUGCAGAGGCCGAGGGGUGAGGUGACGGUCAAAGAAUGGGUGGAAAACGGGGAAACGGUGUCGCUGGUUGGAGAUUUCAACAACUGGGACAAGUCUAGUCACGUGUGCUCACGUGACCAGUACAGCGUGUUUUCCCUGACGAUCCCACCGCGAGAGGACGGGACAGCUGCCGUUCCUCAUGGUAGUCAGGUGAAGCUGUGGAUUAGGACGAAGGAUGGACAGGAAUUUUAUCGCCUGUCGCCAUGGACCAAGUAUGCAACUCAGAACAUGGAGGAGUCAGUGGACUACAGGGCUGUUCACUGGGCCCCACCCACUCCCUACAAGUGGAGGUACAGUCGAGCCACCAGACCUCCUAGUCUCAGGAUAUACGAGGCUCACGUUGGAAUAUCCUCACCUGAGGCCAAAUGUGCCAGCUACAGGUACUUUGCAGACGAGGUUCUGCCCCGGAUCAAGUCUCUUGGCUACACCUGCGUGGAGCUAAUGGCAGUCAUGGAACAUGCCUACUACGGUAGCUUUGGUUACCAUGUCACCAACUUCUUUGCCGUCUCCAGUCGCUAUGGAACUCCAGACGACUUCAAAUACCUCGUUGAUACCGCGCACGGCCUGGGGUUAUACGUCAUUCUAGACAUUGUCCACAGUCACGCGGCCAAGAACGUGAAUGACGGGCUAAACCAGUUUGACGGGACAGACGGUUGCUAUUUCCACGGUGGAGGGAAAGGGGAGCACGCUCUCUGGGACUCUCGAAUCUUCGACUUCUCAAAAUGGGAGGUCCUGCGAUUUCUUUUCUCCAAUGUCCGCUGGUAUCUCGAUGAGUACCGUGUGGAUGGGUUUAGAUUUGACGGAGUGACUGCAAUGCUGUAUCUUCAUCGUGGUAUAGGUACAGGGUUCACAGGGGCUUACCACGAAUAUUUCAACAUGGGGGUGGACCUGGAGGCACUGGUGUACCUGAUGAUGAUGAACAGAAUGCUCCAUGAUAUGUACCCUGAUGUCAUCACUAUUGCUGAGGAUGUGUCUGGAAUGCCAGCUCUUGGCAGGCCAGUGAGAGAGGGAGGGUUGGGGUUUGACUACAGAAUGGCCAUGGCUCUCCCUGACAUGUGGAUCAAACUCCUGAAGGAGAAGAAGGAUGAGGACUGGUGUAUGGGGCAAAUAUGUUGGACCCUCACUAACAGACGACACAAUGAGAAGUGUGUGGCGUAUGCGGAGUGCCAUGACCAGGCACUAGUUGGAGACAAGAGCCUUGCCUUCUGGCUGAUGGACGCCGAGAUGUACACCAACAUGUCCACCGUGUCGCCACGGACGACCGUCAUUGACAGAGGCAUGGCUCUGCACAAGUUGAUACGGCUGGCAACGCUGGGGCUGGGAGGAGAGGCGUACCUCACCUUCAUUGGCAAUGAGUUUGGCCACCCCGAAUGGCUGGACUUCCCCCGGCAGGGAAAUGGCUUUAGUUACUACUAUGCCCGCAGACAGUUCAACCUGGCGGAUGACAAGCUGUUGAGGUAUCAUUAUCUGAGGGAUUUUGACUCUGCAAUGCAGAGCCUGGAGCAGAGGUUUCAGUUCCUAGGCUCGGGGAGGGAGUUUGUCACCAGGAAACAUGAUGGAGAUAAGUUGAUAUCAUUCGAGAGAGGAGGACUCGUGUGGGUCCUCAACUUCCACCCAUCACAGAGCUUCGUUGACUACCGCAUCGCUGUCGAGAGGGCUGGCAGGUAUAAGAUUGCUCUGGACACUGACGCCAAGGAGUUUGACGGACACUCACGUGUCGACGGGAGGUCAGAGUACGUUGCCAUGGAAAUACCCUGGGACGGUCGGGACUAUUCCAUCAUGGUCUACAUUCCGUGUCGUACUGGUCUGGUUCUGUACUGGGACCAGGCCAGCUGACCUGCUAUCUCCACAGAGGAACUGAAUUUUCUAUUUGAGUGUGUGUUAAUAUCCAACCUACUGUUGUAUUUCACAAACUAACAGAUUUUAUGGUGAAGUGAGAGCUUUACGUACCAUUUGAAACAUUGACAUUUCUGAAGUGUACUGCAUUAAUACAGUCCGUGUAAGGACUAAAAGGGUG
Molecule: messenger RNA, 2321 nt
Organism: Geodia barretti
Lineage: Eukaryota; Metazoa; Porifera; Demospongiae; Tetractinellida; Geodiidae
Source: the annotation of a GenBank genome assembly